AUGCAACAGCGCGGCUUCACAAACCCAGCUCCCAAGACAGAUUCUGCCCGCUCCGCCCUCAGCUCAUUCACAUGCACGUUAUGCAACAAAUCCUACUCGCGCCACCCAGAAUACGAAGCGCACAUCGGCUCGUAUGACCAUCAACACCGAAAACGACUACAGGACCUAAAACAACUCUCACGGGACCCCAAUGCAGCUGAAAGAGCUCGAAAAGCCGAAAGGAAAGCGGAUGCAGAAGCGGGACUGGUGCGGGUGAAUAAUAAUAACAACAAUAACAAUUCCUCUAAUGCGACGGCGACAAGUAGUACCGGUGCGUCCGGGGGUGGGUUUAAGAAGGGAGGAUUUAAAAGCUCGUUUACUGCCGUGAAGGGCCCUGCUGCUGUAACGCCAUCAGUCAAGAAGAAUGUUCUCAGGGACGACGACGAUGAUGACAACGACGGCAAUGACGGUGUGUCUAAUUUUAGAGCGUCUACGACGUCUGGUCAGCACUCAACAAAGGCGGGGGCGGGGGCAAAGCUACCACAUAAAGAUACUCGUUUAGUCAAUGAUGGUGAAAGUGAUACGGAUGAUGAUUAUGGGAACGAUGAUAAUACCGGGGAGGCUUAUUAUAGUCCGUUGAAGCCAACGGGUUGUUUUCCCGGGUGUGAGGGAGCGAAAGCUGUUCCGGCAACAUCAUGA
This is a messenger RNA of Talaromyces atroroseus, 678 nucleotides long. RefSeq lists its product as hypothetical. The record is from RefSeq and is a predicted model, not a curated record. The transcript is spliced from 2 exons. Lineage: Eukaryota; Fungi; Ascomycota; Eurotiomycetes; Eurotiales; Trichocomaceae. The coding region runs from base 1 to 678 and encodes 225 amino acids.